AUGAAGAACACUCUGGCAUUGGCCCUGGCUGCUGCUGGCCUCAGCCAGGUCUCGGCCACCUUCAUUGGUGCUCCCUCCUUCUCUUGCCCCGGCAACACCGACAAUCAGUGUACCGACAAGCAGGCUGCUGGUCUCGACUUCUCCGACCUCGUUGAUGGUGUAGUUGGCAGCUAUGGUGGUUUCACCUGGUCUGGUUUCACUUGCCAGUCUGGCUUCAACAAGCGUGACGAGCUCGGUGCCCGCACCAAGGUCUCCAGCAAGUGCAUUUCCGGAAGCGCCUCGAGCUCCAAGGGCUCCUCGCCCUCUUUCGGUUGCGAUGCCUCCUCCGGUGUCGACAAGACCAGUGUCGGCGAGUUCCACGUCUACCCCGAGUUCGACUGUGACCUAGAGUUCCACUACGACAUGCCCGACGGCUCGACUUGCAAGCACCGAUCUGCCUGCUCCUCGUCUGGUAGCAUUGUCAAGAACACCCAGUGCGGUGGUGCCAAGAACGUCACCAUUGUCUACCCUUCGCAGCCCAGCAAGCCCAAGCCUACCUGCUCUUUCGCCGUUCCCUCCAUCUCCUUCAGCUGUGGCAGCGCCAGCAGCACCAAGACUUACAGCACUCACGCCACCACCUCGACCAGCAAGGUUGAGACCACCACCACCAAGAGCCACUCCGAGACCGUCAGCACCUACUCGGCCUCCAAGCCUUCGUCGGCUCCUGGCUCCUCGACCUACUCUGUGACCAUUCCCGUCCAGACCCCUGGAUCCUCUUCUUACCCUGCCACGGUCCCAAGCAGCAGCAGCUCUGCCAAGACUACCAGCAGCAACGUUGCCGAGUCUUCGUCCACUGCCUCUACCUACCAGCAGGAGACCACCUCAUCCAAGGUCGAGACCACUUCUUCCAAGGUUGAGACCACUUCCAAGGUCGAGACUACUUCCUCCGCAGUUGAGACCACCUCCUCCGCCGUCGAGACUACUUCCUCUGCCGUCGAGACCACCUCCUCCAAGGUUGAGACUACUGCUUCUUCCAACGAGGCCACCUACUCCGUGACUGUUCCCACCACUUCGGCCACUGAAGUCACCACCUUCACCUCGGUCACUUCGUACCUGACCACUUCGACUGUCCUGACCACUGUCGUCUCCACCGUCACCUCUUGCGCCGAGACUGUCACCAACUGCCCGGCUCACUCGACUGUCCUUACCACUGCCAUUGUCCCUGUCACCACCACCGUCUGCCCGGUCACUGAGACUCUGACUCUGACUUCCAGCCAGCCCGUUGCUACCCAGCCCGGCUCCGCUGUUGAGUCUUCCUCCAACGCUGCUGUCACUCAGCCCAGCUCCGUGGUUGCCACUUCUUCCACCGUUGCCGUCUCCUCUGGCACUUCUCCUGCCGUCCCCGUCGAGACCCUGCCUUGCCCCGAUGUUGUUCCUUCUUGCCUGAACACCUGGAUGUUCAGCGUUGGCUGCAAGGACAACUCCGACGCCAGCUGCUACUGCCCCGAUGCUGCCUUUGUCGAGAACGUCUUCAGCUGCCUGUACGCCCACGGUGAGAGCGAUGAGGUUGUCUCCGAGGCUGUCUCCUACUUCCAGGGUAUCUGCGGUGCCUACGUUGGCCAGAACCCUGGCAUUGCCACUGGUGCCGAGACCAUCACCACCUACCUGACCGCCACCGCCACCGUCCCUGCCUCGGCUGUCUACACCACCAUUGUCGUUGAUGUUACCACCGUCGUUCCUUGCACCACUGACCUUGGCUCGACCAUCUCGACCAUUGCCAGCUCCAGCUCGACUGUUGUCAUCAGCACUGCCGUCACCGUUCCCCAGGUCGUCCUCACCACCGCUAGCGCUGGUGCCACUGACGUCGGUGUUGUGCCCGGCACUUACUCUGCUGUUGUCCCUACUACCGCUGCUGCCACUGCCACCAAGACUGGUGCUACUGCUCCCUACCCUACCGGUACUGGCAUCGGCAGCACUCUCAUCACUGCCCAGCCCACCGGCACUGGUGCCUACUCGACCAGCAAGACUGCCUCGGCCACCACUGCCCCCAUCGCCACUGCCGGCGCCACUCACAUUGGCUCCGGCCUCGGCUUCCUGGGUUUUGUCGCUCUGGCCUUUGCUCUGUAA
Molecule: messenger RNA, 2106 nt
Organism: Pestalotiopsis fici W106-1
Lineage: Eukaryota; Fungi; Ascomycota; Sordariomycetes; Amphisphaeriales; Sporocadaceae
Exons: 3
Coding region: 1-2106 (701 amino acids)
Source: RefSeq, a predicted model, not a curated record